Molecule: messenger RNA, 438 nt
Organism: Adineta steineri
Lineage: Eukaryota; Metazoa; Rotifera; Eurotatoria; Adinetida; Adinetidae
Source: the annotation of a GenBank genome assembly
AUGAGGAGGAUGAACUGUGGUUCAACAAGACGCGAAGAAUGCAGCGAAGAAUGUGCAGGCGGCAAUACGGAAGAAGAAAUGGAAGAGUACGCUGAAAUCUUUGAAAGUCUAGAAGAUUAUCGUACUGAUGUAAAGAAGGGUAAUCAACCAAAACGUAAAAAUGAAGUUUCUGAGUCGGAUACUGAUUCUGAUUCUGACUCAGACUCGGAUACGGAAUCGGAUAGUACCAGUGACUCAGAUUCUGAUUCUGAAUCAGACUCCGAUUCAGACAGUGAAUCGGAUACAGACUCUGAUACCGAUGACGAAGAAGACGACGAUAAUGACGAAGAAAAAGAAGAAGAAAAAGAAUCAGACAGUCGUUCAAAGAAGAAAACCAAGAACGUACGUUCAAACAAGCGUAGUAAUCAAAAAGGUGGUAAAUCAAAACGUCAUAAUUAA